Messenger RNA from Aplosporella prunicola CBS 121167, 684 nucleotides. RefSeq lists its product as uncharacterized. Bases 1 to 684 code for a protein of 227 amino acids. The transcript is spliced from 3 exons. The record is from RefSeq and is a predicted model, not a curated record. Lineage: Eukaryota; Fungi; Ascomycota; Dothideomycetes; Botryosphaeriales; Aplosporellaceae.
AUGCCUGGUGCCGAUCAGUGCACAGUCGGGACCGGCUGGAGGCGGGCUGUUGCUACUGCUGCGACUGCGGCGUCGACAGAUCUGGAUACAAGCAGCAGCAUGGGUCGUUCGGGCACCGGGCUGCGAGCCGCCGCGUGGAUGGAGGAAGCACAUGCCUGCCUUGGCUCUCGACAGCGCUGCGGAUGGCGAUGCCGUCGCGGCACACGGUCGUGGGCGCCUAGCUCGUUAGCCUCUGGAACGAAUGACGCUCGAGACCGUCGACGAGACGAGGUGGAUGAAGCGGCGGCGAGAAGAAGCUUAAAAACGAGGUCUACCGGACGACACCGCCCGUCGAUGAUUGGACACGCCGUACCGUACCGGCGCUCUUUUUUUAGAGAGGUCGAUUUAGACUGCCAGCUUAGUGCGCCGCGCAUCGCAGGAGACUGGCCCAUCUUGGCAAAAAAGAUAAGGCCCCCGAGGAGGGGGUCCAAUUCAACGCAGACGAGGGCGCCUCAGCUCGCCACCGGCACCCGCCAGCUCUACAUCCGCUUCGACGACGAAGCCUCCCAAGCUUCCUCCCCUGCAAAGGCGACGAGACCGGCCGCGCCAACUUGGACCUCCUCCUCUGGCCCGCCCAGAAUUGGUUCGUCUUGCACUUUCGCUCGUAUUGCCGCUGCGCCAUGCAUACAUACGCGCGCCCGCUGA